AUGUCAAAGAUGAAAGUGUUAUUGUUCAUGUUCCUUUCCAGCUGCACCUGCCUUGUUGCCUUAUCAACUCAUGAUGGUCUUUUACCCAAUGGGAAUUUUGAAUUGGGUCCUAUCCCUUCUCAAAUAAAUGGCACUCGAGUUUUAUUCUCAUACGCCAUUCCAAAUUGGCGCAUCUCGGGUUAUGUCGAAUACAUUAAGUACGGUGAUAAACAAGGUGACAUGUUACUAAUAGUCCCCGAAGGGACCUAUUCGGUUCGACUAGGGAAUGAAGCAUCUAUAAGACAAAAGUUGAAGGUCACUAAAGGGACUUUUUAUUCCAUUACGUUUAGUGCAGUCCGAACUUGUGCCCAAGAUGAGAAGUUGAAUGUCUCGGUUACGCCCAAUUCGGAGGCUAAUGAUUGGGGGAUUCUUCCCAUUCAAACUAUGUAUAGUAGCAAUGGUUGGGACUCUUAUUCUUGGGCUUUCUUGGCGGAGUCGAAUGAGAUCGAGAUUUCGAUUCAUAACCCGGGUAUCGAGGAGGAUCGGGCCUGCGGCCCAUUAAUCGAUUCGGUGGCCUUGAAGGCUUUGCAUCCUCCAAGAAGACUAAAGGCAAACAUGUUGAAAAAUGCCAACUUUGAAGAAGGGCCAUACAUCUUUCCAAAAUCAUCAUGGGGAGUGUUAAUCCCUCCAAACAUCGAAGACGAUCAUUGCCCAUUGCCCGGCUGGAUAAUCGAAUCGUUAAAGGCAGUUAAAUACAUCGACUCCAACCAUUUUGUUGUUCCCAAGGGAAAACGCGCAAUUGAACUUGUUGGGGGAAAAGAGAGUGUGAUAUCCCAAAUCGUUAGAACUAGACCCGGAAAGGAAUAUGUACUCAGCUUCGCUAUUGGUGAUGCAAGAAACAUGUGUGAAGGAUCUCUCGUUGUGGAGGCGUUUGCUGGGAAAAUUAAAGUACAAGUCCCUUAUGUUUCAAAGGGAACCGGUGGAUUCAAGCGGUCUAAGUUUCGGUUCAUUGCAGUAUCUUAUAGGACUCGAAUUCGAUUCUCGAGCACAUUCUACACAACAAAGAGUGAUAGCUCCGGUUCACUUUGUGGACCGGUGAUUGAUGAUGUUCGGUUGGUUGGUGUACGUAAAUUCUUAAACUAA
Messenger RNA from Impatiens glandulifera, 1122 nucleotides. RefSeq lists its product as uncharacterized. Lineage: Eukaryota; Viridiplantae; Streptophyta; Magnoliopsida; Ericales; Balsaminaceae. The transcript has 3 exons. The record is from RefSeq and is a predicted model, not a curated record. Bases 1 to 1122 code for a protein of 373 amino acids.